This is a messenger RNA of Cladophialophora immunda, 2296 nucleotides long. RefSeq lists its product as uncharacterized. Gene Ontology annotation, molecular function: transmembrane transporter activity. The record is from RefSeq and is a predicted model, not a curated record. The transcript is spliced from 2 exons. The coding region runs from base 407 to 2014 and encodes 535 amino acids. Gene Ontology annotation, cellular component: membrane. Lineage: Eukaryota; Fungi; Ascomycota; Eurotiomycetes; Chaetothyriales; Herpotrichiellaceae. Gene Ontology annotation, biological process: transmembrane transport.
GCUUGGUUCAAAUGCCGAUCGCAGUUGCGGGGUUGCCCAUCAGAUGUCAUCCAUCCCUGCCGUGGCUUGAGUCUCUCCAAUAGCUGUCCGGUCUAAGAGCUCAACCCCAGACAACAUGCUUGGCUACUGCACUCCGCGCAUUUCUCGGGCUUUGCCAGAUGGACCAUGAAGGGUGGAUGAUGCGCGCCCAGACCCCACACCUGUGUGAUAUCUUCGUCCAGCUUCAACCUGCGGAAUUCUCGACCUCGUUUUCUGCUUUCCACCUAGGCGAGGGCGACAUUUUGCGUGCAUAAAUAGCUUCUUGUCGCCUCCCUUGUUUGUUCUCUCCCCAAGCUACCCCAAGGUCUUCGUGGGAUACGCCAGCGACAUUCCGAAAUACCCUACCAAGUGUCGAGUCGACUUCACGAUGGCCACCUUUGACGACAAAACUGUGCGCGAGGCUCAUGCCGAAGAUGUCGAGUCGGGUCGCGCGUCCAAAGACAUCACCGAGCGUCGGGCUUCUCUGAAGCACGCCGACCGAGCUCUUGCUAUUGUGGGAGACCAGCGCGUGGAGUUGACCGAAGAAGAUAACAAACGCAUCCGGCGCAAGACCGACAAAGUCAUCCUGGUCAUCCUUGUCUGGGUCUACUUCCUCCAGAUUCUCGACAAGUCCGUCCUCGGCUACGGCGCUCUUUUCGGCCUCACAACAGACACAAACCUCACCGGGGACCAAUACUCCUUUCUAGGAUCUAUUGCCCCCAUUGCACAACUAGCGUGGCAGCCAUUCUCGUCCUUCCUGAUUGUCCGAGUCCCCCAUCGCAUCCUCAUGCCGGCGCUCUGCCUCGGAUGGGGUAUUGCUCAAGCUUCGAUGGCCGCCUGCCAUAAUUAUAGCUCGCUUCUGGCCGCUCGGUUCUUCCUUGGAUUGUUUGAAGCCGGCUGUCUACCACUUUUCAGCGUCAUCACCAGCCAAUGGUAUCGCCGCGCAGAGCAACCACUUCGCGUUGCGGCUUGGUACGGUACCAACGGAAUUGCCACCAUCGCGGCUUCAGCGCUCUCCUACGGGCUGGGCCAUAUCCCUUCGCAUACUCUGCAAGAAUGGCAGAUCAUUUUCCUUUUCGUCGGCCUUGUCACCAUCGUCUCUGCCCCACUUGUUUGGUAUUUCCUCGACAACGACAUUCCCUCGGCGCGAUUUCUGACGGAACACGAAAAGGCUCAGGCCAUUGAACGCCUUCGUGCCAAUCAAACCGGCACAGGCAACCGCGAAUACAAAUGGGACCACAUCCUCGAGCUGGCCUUGGAGCCCAAGACGUAUCUCUGGAUUGGCCUCUCUCUCCUGCUCAACGUGGGCGCCUCGGUCACCAACACGUUUGGCCCACUCAUUCUCCAAGGUGUCGGCUUCGACAAAUACAAGACGUCACUGCUCAAUAUGCCUUUCGGUGCGAUGCAAUUCAUUGUCAUCCUGCUCGCUUCCUACGCAGCUCAGAAGGCGAAGCUCAAGUCCUUUGUCCUUGCCGGUCUCAUGCUGCCAGUCAUUGCUGGUCUGGCUGUUCUCUACGUUCUCCCGCGCACCUCAGGUUCCACCGCCGGGCUCUUGGUUGCCUAUUAUCUCCUUGCGUUCCUUUUUGGCGGUAACCCGCUGAUUGUCUCGUGGAUCGUUGGCAACACCGCCGGCAGCACCAAGAAAUCCGUCAUCAUGUCACUCUACAACGCGGGCUCGAGCGCCGGCAACAUCAUCGGCCCGCUCCUCUUCAACAAGAAGGACGCGCCCGCCUACCAUCCCGGCCUGCGCAAGGUUCUCGCAAUCUUCGUCACGAUGGUCGCCGUCAUCUUCAUCCAGUUGGCGAACCUGAUCUUCCUGAACAAGCUGCAGUCCAGAAAACGGGUCAAGAACGGCAAGGCCGCCAAGAUCAAGGAUCACUCGAUGGAAGACAAGUACGUCGCCAUGGACGAGACGGAGGUCGGGCAGAGGCUGGGUGAGAAUGCCUUUUUGGAUCUCACUGAUCGCAAGAACGAUGAGUUUACGUACCUUUAUUGAUUGGAUUGGAUGGGGAGGGCUCGGAUCUGAAGCGCAAUCUGUUGCAUCUGGCUAGCUCAGCUGCCUUGCUCAUUGUAAGGAGGUCGUAGCACUACUGCAAGUAUAGUUGGUUAAUUGAUCAUAUCUUUCUUCGAAUAUGGCACCACUACUGCUUUGAAAGAUCUGGGUGUUAGGACGUUAACCGAGUUCAAGCACACCACUCAGUACGAAUAGUCUCGCUUGAAGGCUACACCGCUUGAGAGGGGACACAAGUUUAUGUGCAUCAUCAAUCUGAGUCCAGAG